Messenger RNA from Sceloporus undulatus (fence lizard), 1431 nucleotides. It is a transcript of the gene CRB3, whose product is annotated as crumbs cell polarity complex component 3. The transcript is spliced from 5 exons. The record is from RefSeq and is a predicted model, not a curated record. NCBI's taxonomy places the organism in Eukaryota, Metazoa, Chordata, Lepidosauria, Squamata, Phrynosomatidae. The coding region runs from base 414 to 758 and encodes 114 amino acids.
CGGGUCACAGGGCGAGGAGGCGGGGCAGCCCUGGCCACCCACCUCCUCCUCCUGGACCAGAAAGUGGCUCUCUCCCUGGGAAGGGACUCCGCCGAGCACAGAGCAGGUGGGCAAAGGUGGAAGAGGAGGGCCAAGAGGACUCAGGCUGCAGACUCGAGAGACAAAGCGACUUGUCCAAGGGCACCGCAUGAGUCUAGGUGGGCUGAAAUUUGAACCUGCAUAUCUGGGGCCAAGUGCAAGCCAACCAGUUCCUGCUUCAGCAACAGGAGGAUUUCACCCCCUGAGGACCAGGCUGAAACAUUUGGAGGCUGCUGCAGUGCAAAGGGAGAGUAUUAUAGCCUGACCACCUUACUCUGGUUGGCAGGGAAGAUCUCUGCUUCUCCUUGCCCCCCUCCUGGCUGGGGAGGCAGGCAAUGGCACACUCAGGACAGCUUGCCUUCCUUCUGACAGUGUCUCUCCAGUCCUUCUUACAGAUUGCAUUGGCUCAAGACAACUCAAACAACACUACAGUGGGAGCCCCGACAACGUCCUCCACACAUUCUUACAGCCUUUCGAGUUCUGAAUUGGCGGCAGCCAUAGCCGUGCCCUGUGUCUUUGGAGGCCUCCUGCUGAUUGGCCUUCUGGUUUUCAUAGGACUCAAAGUCCGUGAGAAGCGUCAGACGGAAGGCACCUACCGGCCCAGCAGUGAGGAGCAGGCAGGUCCCCGUGUGGAGGCAAACAGCAAUCUCAAGCUGCCCCCAGAAGAGCGACUCAUCUGAGAUGGGGAAAGGACUCUGCUCGUGGGCCCUUUUGGGAAGAAGCCCAAAAGGCCCCUUUUGGGAAGGAGCUGUUCAGCAUAAAAAAAGAAAGGAAAGCAAGCAUAAAAUGGACCUUCUGCAGUUGUGCCUGAGCCUCUUGAUGCAUCCCUCAGCAUUACAAGCAGGCUGGAUGUGAACUGCGAAUGGGAGAGGUCGAAAAUGUCGUAACAAGGGCUUUGAGGAUCCUCUGGUGUUGACAUAACAGUGAUGGGGAGAAAGGCAGCCUGUUUGGAGGCCUCCCUGCUCACACAGAAGAGAAAGGAUGCUUCUCCCUCUUCAUGGGAUGCCAGUUCUCCAGAGCUGUUUCUUUUGUCCGUCCUGUCCAUAAGAAUGAACUUCUAGAGGGGAUUGUUACUGCACCUGAUACUUUUGUAUGAAAAGGAAAGCAAUAGCUGAGACUGCUAUUGGGUUUUAAGCAGGGCUUGGAAAAGAUAAGUCCCUGGUCAGUACAGAUAUUGAGGGAAUGCUGAUUGUUGUCGUCAGGAAAAAAGUAACUUCCCCCAAGCUCCGGUUUUAAGGGGCCCUACCCUAUGGGAUUAGGGAUAGGGCUGACUGUUUGUUUUUAUGAGAAAGAGUGUACUUUGCAUUGUGCCUUUUAAAUAUGCCACUAUUUAAUAAAGACUCAUCUCACUUC